Messenger RNA from Olea europaea var. sylvestris, 806 nucleotides. Its product is annotated as inositol-tetrakisphosphate 1-kinase 6-like. Lineage: Eukaryota; Viridiplantae; Streptophyta; Magnoliopsida; Lamiales; Oleaceae. The coding region runs from base 388 to 687 and encodes 99 amino acids. The record is from RefSeq and is a predicted model, not a curated record. The transcript has 4 exons.
CCGUAGGAAGUACGCAUUUCUAUGCUCAUCAGCUUUUUGACACGGUACAUACAUACAGACUGAAGCAAAAGACACAGAACAAGGGAAAAUGGGCGGAGUUAGGGGGAUUUUAUUGAAUUCAUCAAUCCUUUUCGCAACUGAUGACAAUGAAAAUGAAGAUACCACCCUUCGAUCGGGCGCUGAUUAUCUUCUUCAAAAGUUGCGCUACUCCAAAAUCCUCACUUGUUGGCAUCAGGAUGGGAAUUAGAUAAACUUGUCUUCAAUUUUGAAUUGAUUUUUGUUGAUUUAUGCUCCAAGAUCCAUGCCACUAAAGCAAGCCUAAGGCCCUGUUUGACGGCACGAAAAUUUAUUUUGACAAGUCCUAACUUCUAGACGCCAAUUUCCAGCAUGGAUCUUAUGCAUUUUGCUUGGAAAUUCUCACUGGGUCUAUCUUAUGGACAAGGUCUUUCAGCUCCUAAGGCUAAUCUUCUUCAAGAGUUAGCAAGAAUAUACUCAUAUGAUUGUUUUAUCUUGAGCUCAUCAUCAGAAGACUAUGGUAUGAGUGAGGCCGCACGACUUUGGGGUAAAGACGAAGGAAGUUUUAUGCAUGUAAUUUCUAGUUGUCAUGUGGAUCUCAUUCAUAAUAUGGUCAUUUCCGGCUGGUUGAUCGUUAUGCUUGGUGAGUUUUCCAACUUGCUUGCUAAUUAAGAAAAAGUGGAGAGUAAAAAGAAAGGUUUAUUUUGUGAUUCUUAUUAGGUACUUUUUGCUUGUAAAAGAUGGCUAAACACUUUCUGGUGUGUUGAUUUUUACUUCUGGUUCUUUGAUAU